GCGCGCGCGUGAGUAUCGUAUGGUUCAUGACCAUGACAGCUACUUACGCAGUAAACUCCUUGGUCAUCUUUCACUAAGCGUAACGCUCAGGUAGAAAUGCUUUUAUGGAGAUGUCAAUAUGGUUGGUGUUUAUUUUCGGGCCGCUGUGCUACGGAAACCGUACGUUUCUCUCGAGGACGUAGGCUAUUCGGUCAUUUAGACAAGAUGGGAAACGACUGCAGCAUGACUGUUAGCGCAACCGUGCAUGGCAGUAGGUUUAUCCAUGCUAAAGGGCGAUACUUAAUACUGGAGAUACAUAUUAUUCUGCUUGAAACACCUUCACGGCACACCCUGUCAGGAGAAGAAUUAAGCAGAAACAGACGAGCAUAUGAUUUCAACCAACAGCCACAACCAUAGGCAAUUUUGCUGUACAGCAGAUUGCCAGUAUGGUGCUUCUACUUCAACUGUUUUUUCUACUGCCUCUAAGUCAUGUCUAUGGAAACUCUCAUUCUCCUCUUACCACCCAUUCAGAUCACAAACAGACUCAUGUGAUUGUCAGAAAAACAGAUCAUGCACUGACUGCCAGUACGGGAUUAGAAGUUUCCAGACCUUUUCUCCAAGGUUUCUACGGGAAAGGUUUCAUUACAUCAAGUAGGCUUUCAAAUCAAAGGACUGAAAGAAAUCCUGAGGACAAAUUGUCAGCAAAAAUACCACAUAGCAGCAUUAUUAGGUCUAAAGGUCAGAUUUUUAUAUCACCCAAAAACCGAGUCAAAAGAGGUCCUUACCAAAACGCCACACUACCACAAGAGGAAAAAGAAAAAGAGACUAAAGAUGUCACAGUUACUCAAUUUAAAAAUAAGGGCUUGUCAACAGUUGGAUCAGAUGAUGUGACAAUAGCUGAUAAAAAAGCUUUUGUUGGGUCAUCAACAGAGACUCUAACAUCUCCCAGUAAAAAUAUCCAGUAUAGACCACAAGGUCAGACUGCUCAUGGUGUACUUGAUAGGUUGACCUCAACACCUACUAAUCCAACAUUCAACACUUCACUCCAGACCAACCUUUCUGCAACUGUAGCACUUAAUGAAAAGCUUACAUCCACUACCAAUGGGAUGAUCCAACUGGAUGCCAACAGGACUGUAUCGGAAAAAGAUAGGCCGGGCAUAACCAUUCCAACAAGAACGCAGCCAAAAAGAGAGUUUACCACUGUGCGAUCAGAUGUUGAAACCACCUCUCCUAGCACAAGCAUAAGUAAUCUACAACUAGAGGCUCCAUUACCAGGAGUGGACGUCAUUAGUUUUAACUAUUCACAACCAAAAAAUAAUUUACAGUCAACGAGUUCAGCAAAAAUCAGCAUAGACCAGUCAAGUGAUCCUGGAACUAAAGGAACAGUGACUAAAAUAAACAGCACUAGAGGUAAGCCCACUUUUCAAAGGACUACCUCCCCUCUCCAAAUUGGACAUGGACAUUUUGUGUUUGAAAAUGACAGACGGUUUACCGAAAGAGACCAGUCAAUAUCUGUGGGAACAGUUCCAUCUUUGAAGUCAAACCCUGGCUUUCCUACCCGUGCCCAACCCAUUGAUCCCUGUGAUACUGGAGUGGGUCCCUGUGUUUCUUACAAAGACGAAGACAAAGCUAAAAAUCAUGAAACAACAAAUGGCAGCUUUUUAGUGUGGGCAGAUUUGAAACGCACAUUAUCAUUUGCAUGGGAACUGCAUGUGUUUGGUUCUGCUGCCCUCUUCCUUCUACUUACUGCCGGUUCAAUCCUCGGCUUAGUAUUAGCUCCCAGCUUGAAUUGCCCUCAUUGUGGUGAGCUUAUACUCACCAAUAGUCUUUUGCUUUUUGUGGGUGUAAUUAGAGCUGGGCACUUUUUGCUCGACCCAUAUGGGACACGGCUCCUCUUGCCACCUCCUGUAAUAAUAGCUUUAUACACGCUACCAUUGCCACUGUUAAUUUUGGCACAAGCUGCACUAGUGAUAUUGGUACUAAAAGAAGCAGGAGUAACUUGGUUACCGCCAGCAUUUCAGCGGCCCCCUCUUUUAGGAGUGUUAGCUGUUUUACAAUGCACUCUCUUACUGGCGGCAGACUUACUUUCCCCUGCUCUUUCACCUGCUGUUCCUGUCGUCCUGCAGAGUCUCACGCUGAUAGCAGGUCUGGCCUUGUGUUUUGGCUAUCUUUUUUUGGCAUUGCCGAGGCUUCCUCGUACUCGUGAUGCACGAGGAGGAAAUAAGGGAACAGGCGAAGGAAAGAUGCAGGUUUUGGCACGGGUUCUGGUAGUGUGCGCUCUCCUCGGGAUAUUGUGUUGUCUGUUGCACAUUUAUGCCUGCCUGUGGCUGUAUGGACUACUAGGAGACUGGAGGCGCUUUCGUUGGGGAUGGUGGCUCUGUCAGUUCUGGGUACGACUGCUGGAGCUUGCCUGGGCUUUUUGUCUACUUUUGGUGUCCUCCUGGGUCUUCUGGAGACCCAAUGGAGGCCACAUAUGUGGAGCACAAAGACAGGAAGGAGAAGCCCCUGAAAGCUUGCCCUCACCGACUCAAUCAUCAAACUCUUCCAGCAGACAUACAUGCUGGGCAAAGAUUGUGCAGAGCUUUAAGGUAAGGCAACAAAAAAAAUCAGAAAGCAAUGGGAUUGGAGGAUCUAACAGUGGGACAAUGACUGGAGAGCUGCCCAAUAACUGGGCUGGACAGGAGCGAUCAGGAGCGGACAUUAGCAAGAGCCUCAUACGAAAUCGUGACCCACUCAAAGACAGCAAUCACGGACGCAAUCUGAAGAGCUUUGCAGGAGGCUCUGCAGGUUCACUGCUACGACUGCAGGCUCUUGCUCAGACACCUCGGUCUUUAAGCAACAGUCUGGACAGGGACAAGGAGUCAGCCCUUUCUCUCUUCGAUUUUGACCUGCGCCCUCCAACCCCGAUCGACCUUACCCGCAGUAUUGACGCGGCACUUAAUCGCGAGCAUCUGUUUAUGGGCGAAAGUUUGUUUCACCCAUUGCGACCAGUAUCGCCUCCUCCCUCUCCAGACCUGUGGAUGCGACGGAAUAGUGACCCCCAAAUUACACUGUCACUUAGUAGUGAUGAACACACUUUGCUCACAGAGUCCUCUGCAGGUCUAGAUCGAUCCAUUCCCAGUGCUGUGCCAAGCCGCCAGGUCACAGCCCCUCCUACACCCACUCAUCAAGGCUUCCGUUGGGUCUCUGAGAUACCGGUGCCUUCUUCUUUGUCCUGCCCAGUAUCUUUGCAUCCUUCCCCAAGCACAAGUCAUGCCCUAAUUCCAAGUGCAGAUAACACAAGGCCGUUUCUAACCCCUGACUUUGAUAGUUCGCAAUCAAACAGCAGAGGUGGACGCAGUUACUUGAAAGUCACUCGAAAUGAGGACUCUGCAAGUGUCAGCAGUGACAUUAUUGACCUUUAAACAUGAUCAUGCUACAUUAUAGUGGUAUUGGUGAUGGCACUUAACAGCUACAGGUUACAACGCAUUAAUUAAGCAGAUAUUAGUGAAUUAUGACUUGCUCAGAUGGACUGACUGUAGUAAUGGUAUUUGAAAUAAAAACGGAACAUUGUUGAGUGACUGAAUGUGUUCAUUCAGGCAAUCAACAUCGAAUCGCUCAAACUAUUUAUUGAUUUCCUUUCAAAAGUCUUGUUUACAGCAAUGCACAUACAGUAGUAUCCCAAGGACAAGGCAUUCCAGAGACAGAAAUUUGAAGCUUAUAUUUUGUUUUUACUGUUGUUUUUGUGCAAUUGUUCGUUAUUUGACCUGUACGGCAAAUUAACUUCUAGUUAUGUGUUGUUUGUGUCUUUAUUGCUUGUGGAGUUCAGUCUCCUGUUGUUAUAUAAUGUUUAGUGGCUUCACCUUUGCAGUAGUGCGUGUUUUAAUGUCAAUGCCAGUUUAUGCAGUGCCUUGUCCCAUAGAGCAACCUAAGUGCUUCCUUAGCAUGCAUUGUAAACAGCUGUGUCUGGAUAGUGUUUAUUUUUCUUUGUAAUGCAUUUCAAUAGAAAUUAUACUGUAUGUUUUGGAA
Danio rerio (zebrafish) is the source of this 3987-nucleotide messenger RNA. The record is from RefSeq and is a predicted model, not a curated record. Lineage: Eukaryota; Metazoa; Chordata; Actinopteri; Cypriniformes; Danionidae.